Mus pahari (shrew mouse) is the source of this 2371-nucleotide messenger RNA. RefSeq names its product cadherin related family member 4 (gene Cdhr4). The record is from RefSeq and is a predicted model, not a curated record. Lineage: Eukaryota; Metazoa; Chordata; Mammalia; Rodentia; Muridae. Bases 1 to 2358 code for a protein of 785 amino acids. Gene Ontology annotation, cellular component: plasma membrane. Gene Ontology annotation, biological process: homophilic cell-cell adhesion. The transcript is spliced from 19 exons. Gene Ontology annotation, molecular function: calcium ion binding.
AUGGCACUGCCCAGGCUCCUGGAGUUUCUUUUUGCUUUGCUUAUCCCUGUCCUCCACAGCCUGCCCUGGACUACGUAUAUCUCUGAGAGCAGUGGCCCUGGGACGGUCCUUCUGCCUUUCUCCUUCAACUGCUCCUCCUACAUGCCCACUCUGGAGUUACUCAGUGUGAGACCACCCACCAGCUUCUUCAAUAAACCCAGCAUGCAUGGGGAUAACGGAGUCUACCUGGUGAUGGUGUCCUUGAGUAGCUCCGCCCGGCUGGAUGCCCUUGCAGUGAACCAGUAUGAGCUGCAGCUGCAGUACAGAUGUGGUAACUUUGUGGUAGACGGGUCGAUCUUCGUUCACGUGCAGCGGGACCCUGGGCGCAUGCGCUGUGCUGGUGCUUUUGCCAGCUCAGCUGGGGAAUUCAUCUAUGUGCCAGAGACCGUCACACCUGGGGCCCUGGUGUACGCUCUGCUGCUGCCAGGCCUAGGAGUCCAGAGAGCCCAGAUAAACAUCACCAGUGCCCAAAACCCUUCACCCGGGCCUUUCUCCAUUGAUGAACAGGGACUGCUGCGGGCACCAUCCCAGGGCCUCAGAGGCCAGGCUCAAAAGACCUUCCAGCUGCAGAUUUCAGUGUCCUUCGCAAAAAACCAAAGCUGCAAAGGGAUGCUGACAGUGAAGGUUUUGCCUGCACCCUCCAGUCAAGUCUCCUUCCUACAGAAGGCCCAGAGUAUUACCAUCUCAGAGGAUCUGGUUCCAGGGAGCGAGGUGAUUCGGAUCCAAGCUAGGGGAGUCAACGUACUCUAUGAAAUCAUCUCCCCAAGACCCAGUUUAUUCUACUCUAUUGGACAAGCUGAUGGGGUAGUGCGGACCACUGCACCCCUGGAUUUGGCUCGCGUUCAGGGCGCCAUGGUCACAAAACUGCGGGUGAAGGCCUCUGAGAGGCUCCGGCCUUGGGCCAGUGAUGUGUUCGAUCUCACAGUUAGCGUGCGCGCGGUAAACCAGUGGCCCCCACGCUGCCAUCCAGCGCUACUGGUGACUCAAAUUCCAGAGACUUCACUCGUGGGCACUGUGCUGGACACGCUCACGUGUGUUGACCCAGACUCUGCAGGCGGCCCCCUCGACUACCAGCUGCGGUUCCACAGCCCUCCCCACUCCGCCAGUCUCCGUCUUCGUGACAGAACCCUUGAGGUGAAUGCUACACUGGACUGCGACGCUCCUGGGGCUUGCUUCCAGCAUUCAGCUUCCAUCUUGGUGUUCGAUGGUGGUCAACCCCAAAUGACCACUGAGGUUCCAGUGCUGGUGAUGGUGACACCCGUCAAUGAGUUCUCCCCAGCCUGUGUCCCACGCACGUUCCGGGUUCGGGAGGAUGCAGGGCCCCACACUCUGCUGGGCUCCAUAGUGGGCACGGAUAUGGACUACCCUGGUAACAGCCUCGAGUACUACAUCUCUGGUGGACCCUCCGCCUUUGCUGUGGAUCUUCUGAGUGGAGAACUCCACCUCCUGGGGCCUUUGGACUAUGAGCAGCAGAGGUUGUACAGGAUCAUUAUUCUGCUGAUUGAUCACAGCCAAGACUGGGACCUCAACAGUCACCGAUCAGGUUCAUGUACCAUAACCAUUGAGGUUGAGGACGUGAACGACCAUGCUCCUGAGUGUGAGCCUCCAUUUCAGGAACUCACUAUCUACACUCCCCUGGGUCAUAGCAUGGAGGUGACUAAGGUGUCAUGUUGGAUCCCACAAGAGCCACAGCGCUUGACUCUCUCCUACAGCAUCGUGGGAGGGAAUAGCCAGAGCCGGUUUAGACUGCAAGGGGCCAUCCUGGUGUACAAUGACACUGUGUUGGGUUCCCCAUGGCCAGAGCAGCCCUGCACCUAUGAGCUAUUGAUCCAUGUUGCAGAUGUGGGCCCUCCCAUCCCCCACCUCAGCACCACUGCCACCAUCAUUGUGCAUCUAGUUCCUUGGAAGGCCAGCACGGUGGCCACCAGCACCCACCAAAACACAGUGUCCUCAACAAUGACACCCCUGAUUGUGACAGACAUAGAGGCUUUCUGGAAGCCAGAGCCCUGGUUUGUGGUAGUGCUGACAGCGACUGGUGCAGUUCUCCUCCUGGUUCUGGGUUGGCUCCUCAGCAGGACCCUCCGGUGGUUGGCCCAGUCACUACAGGCACCAAGCAAACCAGCCAGAGCUCAGUUGCUAAACAGCAUCCAGGAAAAUGAAAGAUCUAUUGAGAGGCAGAUGGAGGCACCAAGGAUAGAGAUGUCCCAGGUACCCAGAAUUGCCAUGAGCCUGCAACAUUUUGAUGGCAGAGCCCAAGAUGUCCGUACAGGGAGAGAUUACCUGUUCAGCACACUCACGGGAGCCCGGCGUUGGCCGUGAGGCGGAGUAGCUG